UCAGCUGCACCCUCUUUUUUUUCCCUACAGUGGGUUUCUCCCAGGAUUGCUUGUGUCUGGGUCUCCGUUUUGUAAAGUUAAGUUUCUAUCUAUUUUCCAUUUCAUAUCCUUCCUGCUUCAGACCAAAAUCUGCAUCUUUCAGAAGCUAUUGUGAUGUUGGAUGUACUGAUAGUAGGGGGAGGUCCACAUGCCUUAACCCUGGCCACCCUCUUAAAGAACCCCUGCUUUCAAACAGGGUCCCCUCACUCCGAAGUAUUAGAUGGGAUUGUGUUGAGUAAGAAAAAGUCUAACAACGGGAGAGCCAAGACUGCUGGAAAAAACAGAGCCAAACAAACCCAAGCAGGUCAAGAAGAUGAACCAACGGCACACAAGGAUAUGCCAUCGUGCCCCCCUUUGAGUAUAAAAGUCAUUGAUCUUUACGGAGAGUGGAUGACAUUAUGGGAGAAACAGUUUGCAGCUUUGAAUAUACCUCAUCUUCGCUCCCAUACCCUGGUCCACACUGACCCCUUGAACAAGAAAGCUCUGCAGGAAUUUGUUAUUGAGCAUGAGCGCACAGGGGAAUUACACUGUUUGCCCGAACACAUUUACAUUCAAGAUGAAAACGCCUUUUUCAAUGACAACCGCCUGGGCAAGAAGGACAAGAAAAAGCUCUCUGCUAAUAGUAGCCUGCGGAAGAGCCUUUAUUUCAGCCUCCCAGGCACAAAGCUCAGUAUGGACUUCUUCAUGGAGCAGGUCCAGAAAUACCAUCUGGAAAGCAUUCUUGUCAGAAGUACUGUGGAUAGAAUCAUCCCAGUCCUAGAACCCCCCACUGAUGUGUUGCAAAACCAAUGUGACCACAAAAGGGCACUGUACUUUAAAGUGGUAUUGCAGAGUGGAGAGACUAUUGAGUCAAGACAGGUCGUUAUGGCAACAGGACCCACAAGAACACAAAUGGCAAACAUUCCAUCCUGGGUUACUGCAAUCAGUGAGAGUUACCCAGAGGAGCGGCUACAGCAUACUGCGCAGUUAAUGCAUCUUCACGAUGUCCAUCAGCAAAACCAACCACAUGUAUGCCAGAAAGGGGAUCGGCUGAUGGUGGUAGGAGGAGGCCUGACGAGUGCUCACAUCAUCUCCUUUGCCUUACAGCAAGGGGCCAGUCAAGUCACUUGGGUUAUGAGAAAACAUUUGCAGUUGAAGCAGUUUGAUGUUGGGGACAUUGAAACUCUAGUUGGACGGUACAACCACGUUGAGCAUGGCAUUAAGCUAGAUGGGCUGGCUUAUCUCCGUCAGUUCUACAAUGAGAGAAGCUUGCAGAAACGCCUGCUUAUGAUACGCCAAGCCAGAAAAGGAGGAGCAGUAACACCUGAGGCCUAUCAACAGCUGCAGCCCUUCAUCAGCAGUGGCAAUCUGAUUGUUAAAACAUACUGUCAGGUAUCUGAAGCCAAGUGGUCUUACAAAGAUCAGGAGUGGGCCGUCUCUCUAAGUACCAGUGAAUGCUGGAGGGGUGACAGAAUCUGGCUGGCAACCGGCUGUAAACUUGACGUCACCCAGGAUUCUUUACUGUCUGAUGUCAUUAAAGAGUUCCCAAUCCAGAUUUUAGAUGGCUGGCCUUCAAUCUCUGAAAAUCUUCAAUGGGCUCCUGGCUGUGACCUCUAUUUAAUGGGGCAAUAUUCAGCACUUCAGAUUGGACCUCAUGCAGUCAACCUGGCUGGGGGACAAGCUGCGAGCGCCCGGAUUGCCAAGGCCAUCCAUUGUAAACACAGAGAGCCGGGUGAAGAAUGUACUGCCCUGGACACAACACAGGCUAAACAGACUCAGACAGAGGCAUACAUUCAGCAGAUGCAUGGGCUGAUGUGGCUUUGAUUUCAUAACAGUGUUCCAUCUAUAAAAAAAAAAAAGAUAAAUAGCCACCCUCCAGUAAAAGGCCAAUAAACUUUAAUUUGAAAUGAGGUCACUUCAAUCAUAAUUUUCCGAAUAUCUGUCCAUUGUAAACAUCAUAGUUUCAACCAGGGCCCAUUAUUAUACUGUGUAUUUUUAUAAACCUUUUUUUUUUCCUUAACAGUUUAACAAUGACUCUUCUUCUGUUAAAAGUGUGUAAACCUGUGCUAUCUCUUGUAAAAAUGUUGUCGACAGCAGCAAUGGGAAGACCCUGGUCAACACCCUAGAGACGUGUCUCCCACUUUAGGACGAUGUUCUAUUUUUCAGGCAACACUAGGGCAACGUUUUCAAUGCCAGCCAAUCAGUUGCACAUGAUAAUAAAAUGUUGAUGUAGACACAUGAUUUGGAAGUGAAGCAAAUGGAUUAUUUUACUUUUAUUGGCUUGAGAAAUAAUUACAUAUAAGAAAAUAAAAGGUUCCUGUGGAGGCCAUCUGUUACUUUA
Polyodon spathula (Mississippi paddlefish) is the source of this 2359-nucleotide messenger RNA. RefSeq lists its product as uncharacterized. The coding region runs from base 154 to 1842 and encodes 562 amino acids. Lineage: Eukaryota; Metazoa; Chordata; Actinopteri; Acipenseriformes; Polyodontidae. Gene Ontology annotation, molecular function: oxidoreductase activity. The transcript has 10 exons. The record is from RefSeq and is a predicted model, not a curated record.